This is a messenger RNA of Xiphophorus couchianus (Monterrey platyfish), 1054 nucleotides long. RefSeq lists its product as uncharacterized. The transcript is spliced from 2 exons. The coding region runs from base 17 to 631 and encodes 204 amino acids. NCBI's taxonomy places the organism in Eukaryota, Metazoa, Chordata, Actinopteri, Cyprinodontiformes, Poeciliidae. The record is from RefSeq and is a predicted model, not a curated record.
AGAGACGUUAACGGAAAUGGCUAAUGAGCAAGUGGACGCAGCUGGGCCGGAAAAUUCAAAUCUCCCGCCAGGUCCUCUGAUUGGAGGAGAGGAGGAGAGGGCGGGAAGCGGGGAGGGGAAGGAAGCCCCCCCCCAGACCGAAACAUCCAGUGAGGGGGGGGAGAUGCUAACCGAAGGCGGAGCUAGCUCGGACUCUGAGGAAGAACAGACGGACAGCAGCGAUGAUGCCCACCUCCCCGACGCCCAGCUGGCUAAGAGGCCGGCAUCUGAGUCACCUCCCGACCUUACCCCCAAGGACCGGGAACCAGUGACUCCAGUGCGCGGCCUCCUGUAUGGAGACGCCUCCACCGUUUGGCGCAACGUGAGCCGUCCCGUCCUUCCAAACAGACUCCAGGACCUGUCAUGGAUGGUGGCUCAUGGGAUCCUGCCGGUCAGAGCCGUUAUGCACUCCCGCGGCAUGUCUGCAACGACCAUCUGCCCCCGACCCGGUUGUGGCGCGCCGGAGUCGGUGAGGCACCUGCUGUGGGAGUGCAGCGCUGCUGUGGACCUGUGGGCGAAAGCCGGCUCCUUGCAAUUCCCACACUUGCCAGCAAGGGAGGUCCUCCAUGCACAGCUAGCGCUGUAUGGGUGAGCCAGCAGAAAAUGACUAAAAAGGACUUCGCUGUGAGGUGGCUCACCCCAGCCACCAUCAAAGACGCCAUUUGGACCUCCAGAAACUUGCUGGUGAGCAGGCGCAGGCAGAUGCCCCCCGUGGCUGUGAUCCGGAUGGCAGCAGCAACAAGAACAACAUCAAGGGCUGCAGGUGGCGCGCCAAGGACACAGCCACCAAGAAGAAUCGCCUGCGCCUCAGUGGACGAAGGAGCCGGCGCUACACGAAAAGAGGUCCAAGCAGCGGCGGCCUGGCUCUCCGGGUGAGGCAGGAGGGAAGGAGCUUCAGGGCAGGAUCCCCUCUGAGCACCAAGCGCUGUCUGGAAGGUCGAGACGGCUCCGGACUUGGGAGGGAGUCACCCCGGUCCUGCUCAACUUUUAACCCACAGAGUUUUUCUGUUUUAUA